AUGGAAGGGAACAAUAGUAGUAGCUGUAGAAAAAUGGAUAUGGAUCGGAUCAAGGGCCCGUGGAGCCCGGAAGAGGACGAGCUCUUGCAGCAGCUGGUGAAGAAGCACGGGCCGAGGAAUUGGUCCCUCAUCAGCAAAUCCAUCUCCGGCAGAUCCGGCAAGAGCUGCCGCCUCCGGUGGUGCAACCAGCUCUCCCCCCAGGUGGAGCACCGAGCCUUCACGCCGGAGGAGGACGAGACAAUCAUCCGGGCCCACGCCAGGUUCGGCAACAAAUGGGCCACCAUAGCCCGCCUACUUUCGGGCCGGACCGACAACGCCAUCAAGAACCACUGGAACUCCACUCUCAAGCGCAAGUGCUCCUCCCUCAGCUCCGAGGACGGCACCGACUUACUGGUUCGACCCGACAGGCCGUUGAAGAGAUCCGUCAGCGCCGGGUCGGGCGUCCCAGUUUCGGGCCUGUAUUUGAGCCCGGGAAGCCCGUCCGGUUCCGACGUUAGCGACUCGAGCCUGCCGUUCAUCUCGCCCGUUUUCAAACCGGUCGCGAGAACCGGCGGCGUUCUGAUCGAACCGGCGUCUUCCGCCCCCGAGCCGGCGACCAGCCUGAGCCUUUCCCUUCCCGGUGUCGAGCCGGCCGAAUCAUCUCAACCGAAAACCGGUCAGAUCAAGAUGCUGCCGAUUCUGCCCACCGCGCCACCGCCCCCGGUACCGCCGAACGCCGUGCCGGCGGUCGCCCCCGAGAAUCUGCCUCAAAGUCCUCCGAUUGCCGGCGUAUCCGGGUUUGCGCCGCCUCCGCUGCCGCCGCCGGCGGCGGUGGAGCAGAAGGCGGACAAGGUUUUCGUGCCGUUCAGCAGGGAGCUGAUGGCGGUGAUGCAGGACAUGAUACGGGCGGAGGUGAGGAGUUACAUGAUGGAACAGCAGCAACGCCAUCACCAUCCACAGCAACAGCAGCUAUAUAUCAAUCAUCGUCAUCUUCAACAACAACAGCAGGCUAACGUGAACGAAGGGUUCAGAAACGCCGCUCUUAAUCGACUUGGGCUCAGCAGGAUCGAUUGA
Striga asiatica is the source of this 1053-nucleotide messenger RNA. NCBI's taxonomy places the organism in Eukaryota, Viridiplantae, Streptophyta, Magnoliopsida, Lamiales, Orobanchaceae. The record is from the annotation of a GenBank genome assembly.